UCUUCGCGCCAUGUUGCAUUUGAUCACUUCUCAGUUUCUCUCAUACUACCACUAAUAUUAAUUAAACUCAUGAUUUUUCUAUUGUAAAUUAGUACUAAUAUAUCAUUCUACUACUUAGUCGUGUUGUAUUAGUGAGCAAUUCGUAAUAUCCUGAAUUUUGAGCUUGCUAGGAAGUAAAUAAAAGAAAAACAAAUAUGGCAGAUAUGGAAGAAACUCAUUUCGAAACUGGAGACAGUGGUGCUUCAGCCACUUUUCCCAUGCAAUGUUCUGCCCUUCGCAAAAACGGAUUUGUUAUGUUGAAAUCAAGACCCUGCAAGAUCGUGGAGAUGUCCACUUCUAAAACUGGAAAGCACGGACAUGCUAAAGUCCAUUUAGUAGGAAUCGAUAUAUUCACAGGUAAAAAGUAUGAAGAUAUAUGCCCAUCCACCCAUAACAUGGAUGUUCCCCAUGUGAAACGUGAGGAUUAUCAGUUAACCGAUAUUUCUGACGAUGGGUAUCUUUCCCUGAUGUCGGAUAAUGGUGAUCUCCGUGAGGAUCUGAAGAUCCCUGAUGGUGAGGUUGGUGCCCAGCUACGUGCUGAGUAUGAUGCUGGAAAAGAUAUACUCUGUACUGUACUGAAAUCCUGUGGUGAAGAGGUUGUUAUUGCUGUAAAAACAAAUACAGCUCUUGAUAAAUAAUGGAGAAAGGAGAGUAGGGGGACCUCACCCAAUCUCAACACUGUCCAAUACAGGGUCCCCGUUGCGCUAUAUUAUUGGACUGGUUAUAAACAAAUACAAUUAUUACAGCUUGUCAACGCCAGUAUGGGCCCGCAGAACAGCAGUCUGAUGUUAGCAUUUUCAUCCAAUAUGUUAUGUUGACAAAAUUCUCAUACAAACCUCUUUCAAUAAAUUUAAUUUAAUUUUAA
Coccinella septempunctata (seven-spotted ladybird) is the source of this 904-nucleotide messenger RNA. It is a transcript of the gene eEF5, whose product is annotated as eukaryotic translation initiation factor 5A. The coding region runs from base 195 to 677 and encodes 160 amino acids. The record is from RefSeq and is a predicted model, not a curated record. The transcript is spliced from 4 exons. Lineage: Eukaryota; Metazoa; Arthropoda; Insecta; Coleoptera; Coccinellidae. Gene Ontology annotation, biological process: positive regulation of translational elongation; positive regulation of translational termination. Gene Ontology annotation, molecular function: ribosome binding; translation elongation factor activity; RNA binding.